This is a messenger RNA of Arabidopsis thaliana (thale cress), 1316 nucleotides long. Its product is annotated as DHBP synthase RibB-like alpha/beta domain-containing protein. Bases 46 to 606 code for a protein of 186 amino acids. The record is from RefSeq and is marked reviewed. Gene Ontology annotation, molecular function: L-threonylcarbamoyladenylate synthase activity; double-stranded RNA binding. Gene Ontology annotation, cellular component: plasma membrane; cytoplasm; mitochondrion. The transcript is spliced from 4 exons. NCBI's taxonomy places the organism in Eukaryota, Viridiplantae, Streptophyta, Magnoliopsida, Brassicales, Brassicaceae.
GGCUUAAGUCUUUGUUCUUCCUUCUCGACGACGGUGUCACUUGCGAUGAAUCUCUCCACGAGGCUCGCUGAAAAACUUCCCGGAAUCUUACCGGCGCCGUCUUCUCCUCUCCUGCGUAAAGGAGUCUCCGAGUUAAGAUGCUUUUCAAUUGCUAACCAAAGUAGAAGAUUGAGAUGGGGAUUACAAAAGAAGAUGGUUUGGAGUUUGGAGAGAGCUGAGACCUGUGUAGUGAGCAAAUCAUGUUUAGUUCAUCCUGCAACUGAAGCCUAUGCACAAGAAGCUAUUGAAGCUAUCAAAUCCGAAAAAGUUAUUGCUGUGCCUACCGAUACGCUUUAUGGCUUCGCUUGUGAUGCUUGUUCUUUAGAAGCGGUUAGCCGGAUUUAUGAGAUCAAAGGGCGUAAACUUACAAGCCCUUUAGCUAUCUGCGUUGGUGAUGUAUUAGAUAUCAAGAGAGUGGCUACCACAAGUCACUUACCUCACGGUUUACUUGAUUCGCUCUUGCCCGGUCCAGUCACUCUUGUACUUCAACGAGGUUUGCAUCUUCUUCUUAAUGUGGUUGCAUUUGAUAUGAUCUCUUUAUGUGAGAGUGUUCUUGUAGUGUUUUAAACAGGUGAAUCAAGCAUUCUUGAAAAGUCCUUGAACCCAGGGAUUGGUACUAUUGGAGUACGGGUUCCAGAUUGUGAAUUCAUUAGAGAAGUAUCGAGAGGUUCGGGCAGUGUGUUGGCUCUUACAAGUGCUAAUUUAAGCGGUGAUAGAAGCAGCGUUUGUGUUAAAGAUUUUGAGAAUCUUUGGCAGCAUUGUGCUUAUGUCUAUGAUGGUGGUUUACUUCCAUCGGGCCGCGCAGGAUCUACAAUAGUCGAUCUGACUAAAGUUGGAAAGUACAAGAUCAUUAGGCCCGGAAGCGCGAAACAAGCAACAGUGGCAAUUCUUGAGAAGUAUUUGCUGGAAGAAGAAGAAGAAGAAGACCAUAAAGAGAAGAGAGCUAGUUAAACUCUGAAUCAUCUGAUCUGACUUGCAAAAAUUUGAGGUUUUGCUUUGGUUCUUACUAAAUUUUUGAUAUUGGGUUAAGAUAUGUUUGUUUUUAGUGCAAUACGAGAAGAUUGUUAGUGUUGAGGGGGUAUGCUAAUGCUACCUCCCAUUCCCAUGGUACGCAUGUGUAAUUUGAAGAAACUUGGUGGACCAUUUCGUAAUUUUUACUUAAGUUUCUUAUUAUUGCUCCAUUUGGAAAUUAAACUUUGUUGUAAUCUUAUUAAAAAAUUAUCAAAUAUUAGUGGAAAUUUUUCCUAUUUUUAAGAACAAUAUUUGUUGUAUCCAUA